Messenger RNA from Aegilops tauschii subsp. strangulata, 3114 nucleotides. Its product is annotated as histone-lysine N-methyltransferase, H3 lysine-9 specific SUVH1-like. Gene Ontology annotation, cellular component: nucleus. NCBI's taxonomy places the organism in Eukaryota, Viridiplantae, Streptophyta, Magnoliopsida, Poales, Poaceae. Gene Ontology annotation, molecular function: double-stranded DNA binding; histone methyltransferase activity; zinc ion binding. The record is from RefSeq and is a predicted model, not a curated record.
UGUUAAUGUUUUUUUCUAUAUCCACUGUUACUGCUUCAUGAUCUGCAUUAAACAACCAACAGCUUAAGUUCUUUAUGACUUCUAUACUCAAGGCACUGAACAAUAUUCUUUUUUCAGCUUUCUCUGAAGUAUGACUUGUGCACAAGUCUAGACCUGUAGACGAGGAUACAAAGGAAUUGCUGGCGUAAGUUUUCAUUUGAGAAAAUAUCAGUUGGCAGCUUACAAUGGCUGGAAAUCAGCAGCCCGCUUCAGUUGUGUUGAAUGAUGCAGCAGUCCUCGACGCCAAACCAUUGCGCACAUUGACCCCCAUGUUCCCUGCACCGCUUGGGAUGCACACUUUUACCAUAAAAGGCUCACCUCCAGUUGUCUGUGUCACCCCAUUUAGACCAUAUGCUGGAGGUACCGAACUGGGAGUGCCUGGUGAUGUUCUGCCAACCUCUGCAGCACUGUCCGCUCCUGCUGAUCCCAACCCGGUGCAACCAUAUAUGGUUCAUAUGAAUGGAGCGGCUAAUGCUAAUGGUACUUCAAACAACACAAUGGUCUCCCCGGUGUUGCAAACUCCUCCAGCAGUCAGUACACAGGAAUCUGGUAAGAAGAAGAGGGGGACGCCCAGGCGUGUGCAAGAUACUACUGUUCCUACGGCUCCUGCAGUUCAUUUGGUUCCUAUGGCUCCUCCAGUUCAUUUGGUUCCUUCAGUUCCUUCCGCUCCCCCAGAAGGUAAUAAUACUGUUCUCCAGACACCCCCUUCAGCCGUCACACAGGAAUCUGGUAAGAAGAAGAGGGGACGACCCAGGCGUGUGCCAGAUGUUUCUGUCGUACCAACUCCUUCAGUGCCUAUAGUAGACGGCGAGCCUAUUUUUCAGACACCUCCUGCAUCUAGCGUACAUGAAUCUGUUACAAAGAUAAGGGGGCGGCCCAAGCUUGUGCAGGAUAGUUCAGAUACUUUAACUCCUCCAGUUCAUUCAAAAGAGAGUGAGCCCCUUAUGCAGACUCCGUCUGCAGUCACCUUAUUGGAGGAUGGUAAGAGGAAGAGAGGGCAGCCGAAGCGUGUGCCUGAUAGUUCAGUGACUCCUUCAAGUCAUUCUGAAGAUGUUGACAGUGGGGACACAUCAAAACGUGGACGGCCCAGGAAAAUUGACACAAGCCUGCUGCACCUGCCAUCUUUGUCUUCAGAUGAUCCCAGGGAAUAUGCAGAUAAUGUACUUUUUAUGUUUGAUGCACUGCGGCGACGGCUCAUUCAGCUGGAUGAGGCGAAGCAAGUAGCGAAGCAGCAGCAUAACUUGAAGGCUGGGAGUAUCAUGAUGAACGCUGAACUUCGCGUCAAUAAGAGCAAGAAGAUUGGAGAGGUUCCAGGUGUUGAGGUUGGUGACAUGUUCUACUUCAGAAUCGAGAUGUGCCUGGUAGGGUUAAAUAGUCAGAGCAUGGCAGGGAUAGACUACAUGUCUGCUAAGUUUGGUAAGGAGGAGGACCCUGUGGCCAUUAGCGUUGUGGCAGCUGGUGUGUAUGAAAAUACCGAAGAUGAUCCAGAUGUUCUGGUUUACACUGGACAUGGCAUGUCUGGUAAGGAUGACCAAAAGCUUGAGAGAGGUAAUCUUGCACUGGAGAGGAGUUUGUAUAGAGGUAAUCCCAUUAGAGUUGUUCGCACUGUGAGAGACUUGACUUGUUCAACUGGUAAGAUAUACAUAUAUGAUGGCCUUUACAAGAUCAGAGAGGCCUGGGUGGAGAAAGGGAAAUCUGGGUUCAAUGUGUUUAAACACAAGUUGCUGAGAGAACCUGGACAACCUGAUGGCAUUGCAGUUUGGAAGAAGACUGAAAAAUGGAGGGAAAAUCCAUCCUCUAGAGAUCGUGUUAUAUUGAACGACAUAUCAUACGGUGUGGAAAGUAAACCUGUCUGCCUUGUAAAUGAGGUCGAUGACGAGAAAGGCCCUAGCCACUUCAUCUAUACAACUAAACUUAACUACAUGAAUUCCCUGAGCUCAAUGAGAAAGAUGCAAGGCUGCAAAUGCAUAAGCGUGUGCCUACCUGGUGAUAACGACUGUUCUUGUACGCAUCAAAAUGCUGGUGACCUUCCUUACAGUGCUUCAGGCACACUUGUUAGUCGGAUGCCUAUGUUAUAUGAGUGCAAUGAUUCAUGCACUUGUGUACAUGAUUGCCGGAACCGGGUUGUACAACAAGGUAUCCAAAUCCACUUUGAAGUGUUUAAGACGGGAGAUCGAGGUUGGGGCCUCCGUAGUUGGGAUCCUAUCCGAGCAGGCACAUUUAUCUGUGAAUAUGCAGGUUAAAUUAUUGACAAGAACGCUGUUGAUGCAGAAGACGAUUACAUCUUUGAGACCCCUCCCUCGGAGCAGCACGUAAGAUGGAACUAUGCACUAGAAGUACUGGGCGAAUCUAGUCCUUCCGACUUAAAAGAACCAUCUAAGCAGCUGCCAAUAGUUAUUAGUGCAAAACGGACUGGCAACAUAGCUCGCUUUAUGAACCACAGCUGCUCACCUAAUGUUUUCUGGCAACCAGUUCUAUAUGAUCAUGGUGAUGAGGGAUAUCCACACAUCGCAUUCUUUGCACUUAAGCACAUUCCUCCAAUGACAGAGCUUACAUAUGAUUAUGGUCAGAGCCAAGGUAAUGUUCAGCUGGGAAGUAAUUCUGGGUGUCGGAGGUCUAAGAAUUGCUUAUGUUGGUCUCGCAAGUGCAGAGCUUCCUUUGGCUAAAUAAUCAACCCGUAAGGGAUAAUUUGCCAGUUGAAGAAGCAGCGGAACGUUUGUGGCAUCAUGAAGCAGCAGCAUACAUGUGGUGUUGCAGCCACAGCUGAAACAACUUUGCCCCUCUUCAUAGUUAGAAUAAGGCGUACUCUAGAGUACAUGUUGCACAAAGGACUGGUAGAUGUUCCAAUAAGGGCAAACUAUGUUGCUAUGGUCUUCGUACUGUAGUUCUCUGCUCCUGUCUGAGACCAUCCAGUGGAACUUUAUGUAUAUAUGGUUGCAAAGAUCUGUACAGGGUCUUGCGAGGCUGUUGUGAAUCUGUUGUUUUCCUGUUGUAAUGAUCCUAGUGGAUCAGUUUGUCCUGUAAUUGCCAUGUCGAGUGAAUAAUGAAGGCAGCGGAUCAAUCCGGCUUGGUGAA